Molecule: messenger RNA, 1385 nt
Organism: Phlebotomus argentipes
Lineage: Eukaryota; Metazoa; Arthropoda; Insecta; Diptera; Psychodidae
Product: pre-mRNA-splicing factor RBM22-like
Exons: 2
Coding region: 110-1372 (420 amino acids)
Cellular component (GO): Prp19 complex; U2-type catalytic step 2 spliceosome; U2-type catalytic step 1 spliceosome
Molecular function (GO): U6 snRNA binding; metal ion binding; pre-mRNA binding
Source: RefSeq, a predicted model, not a curated record
UUGACGUUUCCGCAUUGUUUUGGUUGCAAUUGGAAGGAAAGGAGCUUCUCUUUCCUUGUGAAAUCUCUUGAAAUCUCGUGAAUUCCGAUUAUCAAAGACUGCAGCAAUCAUGGCGAUGUCCAAGACGACCAACACGUACAACCGGCAGAACUGGGAGGACUCGGAGUUUCCCAUUCUCUGCCAGACGUGCCUGGGCGACAAUCCUUACGUGCGGAUGAUCAAGGAGCGCUACGGCAAGGAGUGUAAGAUCUGCAACCGGCCCUUCACCAUCUUCCGCUGGUGCCCGGGCGCGCGGAUGCGCUUCAAGAAGACGGAGAUCUGCCAGACGUGCAGCAAGCUGAAGAACGUGUGCCAGACGUGCCUGCUGGACCUGGAGUACGGCCUGCCUACGCAGGUGCGCGACGCGGCGCUGAAGAUCCAGGACGACCUGCCGCAGAGCGACGUGAACAAGGAGUACUACAUCCAGAACAUCGACAACCAGCUCAAGAGCACCGACGGCACGGCCGCGGCGGGCGCCGUGGGAAAGUCGCUGGCCGCCAGCGAUAUGCUGGCCAAGCUGGCCAGGACGUCGCCGUACUACAAGCGCAACCGGCCGCACAUCUGCUCCUUCUGGGUCAAAGGCGAGUGCAAGCGCGGCGAGGAGUGUCCUUAUCGCCACGACAAGCCCAACGAGCCCGACGAUCCGCUCUCGGAGCAGAACAUCAAGGACAGAUACUACGGCGUGAACGAUCCCGUGGCGGACAAGAUCAUGAAGCGCGCCGCGAGUCUGCCGACGCUAGAGCCGCCGGAGGACAAGAGCAUCACGACGCUGUACGUGGGCAACAUCGGCGAGCACAUCACGGAGACGGACAUCAAGGACCACUUCUACCACUACGGCGAGAUCCGCACGAUCACGGUGCUGCCGCGGCAGCAGUGCGCCUUCGUGCAGUACACGAAGCGCUCGGCGGCCGAGCUGGCGGCCGACAAGACGUUCAACAAGCUGGUGCUGGGCGGCCGCCGGCUCACCAUCAAGUGGGCGCACUCGCAGGCCAAGCAGUACGUGCCGUCGAUGCCGCGCCUGCAGCGCAACUACGAGCCCGUGCCCGGCCUGCCGUCCACGCUGCCGCUGCCGCCCAAUCCCAACGACUACUUCAACCUGCAGGUGGCCGACAUGACCGUGCUGCCCGCCGGCAUGAAGCUGCACCAGCUGCCGCCCGGCAUGAUCCCCGGCGCGCCGCUGCCGCCCAUGUACAGCUCCGGCGCCGCCUUCCAGCCCGUGCACGUGCCCGCCGCCACCGCCGUCGCCGCGCCCAUGCUGGAGCACCACGUGGACGCCGGCGCCGUGCACUAUCCCAGCCAGGACCCGUCGCGCCUCGGCUCGCUGAAGAAGUGAGGCUGAUGAAUAA